Molecule: messenger RNA, 1586 nt
Organism: Olea europaea var. sylvestris
Lineage: Eukaryota; Viridiplantae; Streptophyta; Magnoliopsida; Lamiales; Oleaceae
Product: ABSCISIC ACID-INSENSITIVE 5-like protein 6
Exons: 4
Coding region: 215-1114 (299 amino acids)
Biological process (GO): positive regulation of DNA-templated transcription
Cellular component (GO): nucleus
Molecular function (GO): DNA-binding transcription factor activity
Source: RefSeq, a predicted model, not a curated record
UCCGGCGAGCAGCCAUUUGUUUGGUACUUUCCUCUCUCUCUUUCUUCUUCUUCUCUCUCUAUAUAUACGUACAAACUGUCCUGAAGACUCUGUCUCUCUAAAAUUCAGUCUUGAAGUUGUGAAUUGCUCAACGAUAAUAAGGUUUGAUUUUCGAUUCAGUAGCAGAAAAAUUCUCAGAGAAAAAUCUGACUGAAUUCCGAGAAAAUUGGCUCAAAUGGCGUCGUCGAAGGUGAUGGCGUCAACAUCACCACCCAAUCCGGAUCGGCCACGUCAAACUUCGCCUUCUUCUCCUUUACUUUCUGGUACUGAUCAGACUCGGAAUUUUGGGUCUAUGAGUAUGGAGGAAAUAUUGAAGAAUAUUUAUUCUGAUUCCGAUUCAUUUACCGUGGAGAAUAACGGCAUCGGAGGUGGCGAUGCCGUUUUGGACGGUGGUGGUGCUGGUGGAGGAAUGAGAAAUGGUAGUGGGGAUGGGGAUGGUAAUAGGACGGUGGAUGAGGUGUGGGGGGAGAUUGUAAUUGGAGGUGGAACUGGGGGUGGGGAGCCGGCGAUGACUUUGGAGGAUUUUCUGACAAAGGCAGGGGCGGUGAGCGAGGAGGAUGUAAGGAUUCCGGUGGUGACGAUGGAAUCUGUUGCUCCUGUUCCGCCUGUCACCACGGCGUUUAGUGUGGAUGCGACGGUGAAUUCUGUGGUGGAUGUGGAGGUUGCAAGGCAGUUUGCUCCGGCGGUGUGCAUGCAGAAUGGAUCAACCGGUGGAGGGUAUGGGAUGGAGUUUGGAAAUGGAAUGGUGGUUGUGGGACGGAGUGGCGGUGGCGGUGGUAGAGGGAAACGUAGGGCUGUGGAAGAGGUUGUGCUCGAUAAAGCCACUCAGCAGAAGCAGAGGAGAAUGAUUAAAAACAGAGAGUCUGCUGCCAGGUCCAGGGAACGGAAGCAGGCUUAUACUGUGGAAUUGGAGACAUUAGUGACACAACUAGAGGACGAAAAAGCAAGGCUUUUGAGAGACGAGGCUGAGCAGAACAGGAAGAGGUAUAAACAGCUCAUGGAGAACCUGAUUCCAGUGGUAGAGGGGAAGAGACCUCCAAGGGUUCUGCGGAGAGUGCGUUCCAUGAACUUGUAGUAGGUGGUCACAAAGUUAUGAUUGAUAAUAAAUACAGAACCUACUUCAAUGUUGACGGUUGGAGUUCUAGUAAUGUCGCUGGAAGACAUUCUGAUGCGGGGAAAAGAUCUGGUUGGAUAUUUUAUUUGAUAGUGAACUUUCUACCGGGAUAAAGCCUAAUGUAGCUUUUGUAAGUGCUCUAAGCAGAUUUUUAGAUGGAUAUGUUUUGUGGGGGGCAUCAACUGCAAUAUUUGCAGUUAAUUUGCAUAGUUUGGUGUUUGUAGAUAAAGAGGCCUUUUACAGAACUAAAGCUUUACCGCAUGGCAGCAGCCAGACGACUGCAGAAAUAGGCUAAUUUAUACCGAUAACAUGUUUAUAUACUCAGUAUCCUGAAUCAGAAGCACAUGUUAUGGUUGCACUCUCAUUUUUUACUGCAUAAACAGCAAUGUAUUGGUGAGCUUGAAAGUUAUAUUUGCUGUUGCAGAUUUGUUUA